Desarmillaria tabescens is the source of this 2494-nucleotide messenger RNA. RefSeq lists its product as uncharacterized. The transcript is spliced from 4 exons. NCBI's taxonomy places the organism in Eukaryota, Fungi, Basidiomycota, Agaricomycetes, Agaricales, Physalacriaceae. Bases 425 to 2170 code for a protein of 581 amino acids. The record is from RefSeq and is a predicted model, not a curated record.
GAUGGCGUCUUUUUCACGUACUCAUAUUUUCCAGGGAUUCAUUUUCUUCAACAACAGAGAAAUGAUAUCCAAUUAUCGCUAAUGGUAUCCCGUAGUAACCGUGGUGUGGGAGCAUGUCGGUGCACAGGACAAUGAUCUUAGUUCCUUAUUGAUGUCUUAUCAGAAGAGAACGACAAGUAUUGGAAUAGAGUAGAUCAGUCGGAUCACCAAUUUAUCAGCCUCCUCCCGGUGAGCGUAUCCGCUACAAACCAAGGAGAUGCCCGUUUCUACUGACGUUGAUCCUUGGGAUGAUGAAACAGCUCGGUAGUGCCAAUAAAAAUAGCGUAAGGGUAUUCCAUGGCCGCUCCGAAAGCCUCUUUCAUCCGUACUACAUUGGACUUUUACUCCUCAGUCACUUCCAGUCCUUUCGAAGGAGCACUUCUCGAUGACUACCAACCCUGAUAUACCCGCAAGAGCAUGGCUUACUGAUGAGGCAAUUGAAAGAAGGAAACAAGCAAUGUACGGUUCCGUCUCCGUUUUAGACGAGGUUCCAGACGAUCAGAUACUCCCGGCGUACAUUGAUGUGUUCCAACACCACCUUUCCCCCAGCAAAAUUCCCUCGCGUAAUGAGAACUCGUUAAACGUUCCGUCCACUAUCAUGGCAAUAGCUUGUUUUCGAACCAUCUGUAGGGGUCUACACAGUGGCUACCAACCAGGAUGGACCCAGGGAUUCUCAGAAAUGCACUCGGAAUUCAGCAUAUUAUGGCCAGGGAUACGCGCUUGGAGUCUCCACUUCAUCUCUGUAUGCACAUCCAAGAAUCCUUCCGUGUCAGGAUUGACGUCGGGGUCGGGCGUGGAUUUAACGACUGUGAGGACCGUGACCGCCAUGUGCCUGGAAUCCCUCGCCAGAAGGACCUCAUACUACGAAUUGAUCUCCACCGACGAUGCAUUACAUCCUUACCUUGUUGAAUUUUGGCGUCAGUCAUGCCUCUCACGCUGCCAUGUCACCCGGCGUCACAUGAGUUGCCUAUUGUAUAAUCUUCUCUUUAUGGACGAAACACGAUGGGUCGGCUGGUCCACACUAGAAGUGAACCCAGUGGAGACAGCGAAGCUUUGCUUCGACUCGGUUUUGGAGGAUUACGUUGAAGGCGAUGGGUAUGACGAUGAUGCCUUCCGCGGUUCUUGUCCGAUGGACCUCAUGACCGUCAUAUGUAAAUCACCGAUUCUAUCAGAAGCGGUGAUACACGAGAAGAGUGUACAGUUUAUAUGCAGUCUUAUGCGCCGAUUCGCUGGCAAGAUCAUCCACCUUCGACCUACUCGUAAUUCCGGACUUUGGAACUGGUUUCGCAGCACAGUAAACUUUUUACGCGCCAGUCUCUCGCAUUCCAACUUACCUAUAAUCCUUGCAUUGGUCGAUAGCCGCGUUUUAGUGCUACUGCUACGUGUCUGGCCUCUGCUCCCAUAUGACAGGAGAUUUAGCGUGCGGCAUGCCAUCCCCUCGAUAAUGGACGCCAUUAUGCUCUACACCUCGUACAGAUCAGUCGCCCACGGUGUUAUUCGCUCUAUCAUCUCUUUGGACAAGAAAGGUGUUAUUGUGGACAUUAAAGAGUAUACAGCAGAAAUUGUUCGCGCUUGGUCAGAUCUGAAAUCGAUCGCUCGAAAGUAUUAUGUGAUCAGGAGGAACUGUGAUAAAUUACGCAAUGUUUGCUUUGCGUGCCGACGUGUAUAUGGAAGGAAUAUGCAAUGCUGUUCCAAGUGUGAAAGCGUCCAGUAUUGCUCUAUGUUGUGCCAACGGACACACUGGAAAACGGAGCACAAAGCUAAAUGUAUCAAAUCCAAGGUUACCUUGAAGGAUAGGAAAUACCUCGCUUUCCUCGCUCAAGUCACAAUUAUCAAACACGACCGGACUCUUUUACCAUUCAUAUCUGACUACAUGAACGAGUUCUCCGUCACAGAGCGGUCUUCUCUAGCAAUUGAGGUCUCCUUUCGCAAAAAUCCAAAAGUUCCGAAGCUUUCAAUAAAGAGAAUCACUGAUAUAGCCGACGAGGUGGGGGAAAUUAAACCGUGGCUCGCCGACAAUCAUCAGGGGGAGCGUGAUACUUGUGGGAUGGUACGAGUUUUGGCGCCGGGAGGAUUUGAUCAGUCUCAUAUAUUUCCGUCCGGAUGGACUGCGGCAAAGUUGACAGUGUAGGGAAAGGGCCAUUAAUAACAUAUUCAUUGUAUAGUACUGGUACUUCUUACCUCUGAUCUCGCUUGAGUGAGCAAAAAACGACUCUGCUUAAUGUCCAUGCGCCAGUUUAUCGAGUUCCACUGCAUCGUUUGCGCCGGGUGUAUGGUUCGGAGCAGCUACCUCACGCAUCAGCAAACUCCGGCGUAUUCUGAACAAGCGGUCUUUAUAAAAUAUGCCGGAUUUGAAUACCCCACGGCAAGUCAUGGGCAGAAAUUGAUGAGAGAUGCGGGAUACGGCUCUUCCGUUUCUUCCUUUACGGCAGAGAUGAUGGCCUUCAACGAAUUC